Molecule: messenger RNA, 6114 nt
Organism: Drosophila innubila
Lineage: Eukaryota; Metazoa; Arthropoda; Insecta; Diptera; Drosophilidae
Product: protein javelin
Exons: 8
Coding region: 1-5844 (1947 amino acids)
Cellular component (GO): extracellular matrix
Source: RefSeq, a predicted model, not a curated record
AUGGGCAACGGAUACUUUCGAACGUCACAAACGUCGACAUCGUCACGCCAACGGGACAAGCGCGGCAAGGACAGCUACAGUUACCAGCAUAACUACGUGGAUCGAGUGCGUCUGGAGGAUACGAACGGUAAUCUUUACCAGCAGCACCAGCACACACACCACCAGAAAACCACACACGAUCCACGCUGUCCACAGCUGCGAGCCGCCGGCUGGCGACACACCCACAAAUCCGUGUCGCAUCUCGAUUUGGCCACCAGCUGCCAUGGCGCAGCUGGAGGUGGCAUAGAUCACAGGCACAGGCAACUGCAGCUGCAGCUGCACCACCACCACCAUCAGCAUCAGCAUCAUCAGCAUCAGCACCAUCAUGAGCAUCAUCCACAAGCGCCGUUGACACCACACGCUCAGCCACAUUGGACGCAGUGUCGUGUGGGAAUCGCAGCAGCUGGAAUUGCACCGGGAACUGGACACGGUCAGCUGAGGAACGCUCGUUCCUUGGACUACACACAGUUGGAGCGGGAGGAGAACGCCUUGGACAUUGCCGAGUUCUAUUGGCAUUUCGAUGCGGAAGCGCCGCUUGAACAGCUCGACAAUUACGCGGUUAAUGACAACAGCUACGAGCCAGCAACAACACCACAACCACCCUCAACCACUGUCACAACGGCAACAGUAGCCACCACAACAGCAGCAACAACAACAACAGCAACCACAACUGCUGUAGCAACAACAACAACAACCACCACAAACACCGCAACAACAACAGCAGCAGAAAAAGCAGCAACAGUUGAGGCAACCGUAACCGCAACUUAUUUGGACUUUGGCAGCGAAUCGUGCAGCUUGAGAAGAUCGCGCAGUUUGGCGGUGAUACGUGAGGAGACGUUUAGCGAUCUGCAAAUUGGAUCCGCAAAUAGCAGUCGACGACGAUCGCAGUUAAUACCGCGUGCCCGGCUAGUUAAUCGCGGUUUUUUCCGUGAAUCGCCACGACUGCAGCACAAACAGCCACAAAGUGAGCAACAAAGUGAGGAGGGAACAGAAGACGCACAAAGCAACACGAGCGGUGCAACAACUUGCGAUUCGCAUCAGCAGCAACAGUUGCUGAAGCAGCAGCAACAGCAGCAGCAACAGCAACAACCACAACAGCAACAUCCACAACAACAACAGCAACAUCGACAGCGACAACAACGCGAUUCACGUGAUUUUGAUGUCUACUAUGAUAAUUUAAAGCGCUUGGAUGCCUUGGCCUUGGGAUUGGGCUUGAGUGAGCAACUGCAUCCGUGGCACAACGACAAAAGCGACUUGGAGAGCCUCAAUUCGGACUAUUUUAAGAACUCGCUGCAUCAGCAACCACAUCAGCAACCACAUCCCCAUCCCCAUCACGUGGAGCAAUUGCAGCCUUCCUCCCUCGAAUUCGAGGCGCUGGAACAGGCGGUGACGUUGUUGAGUGAAAGACCGAGGAUCUAUCAAUCCCGUAGACAGCAGCAGCAGCAACAGCGUUACCAACAACGCCACAUUGAUCUGGGUGUGGAAUCCUGUCCAGAGCAUAGUCAGAGCAGUGUUUUUCCCGAGACAACCACCAGCAAUUCGGAUGAUCAGACGGAUAGUCCUUCAUUGUCGGAGCAGGAAUACGAUUUAACGCAUAUCGAAGAGAUCUAUCAGGGGGAGCAGCUGGAGGAGAGUUACGAGCUGAUUAGUCUGACAACAACAACAACACGCACACGCUUCGAAAGCAGCGAGGAGGAGCAAGAGGAAGAGCAAGAAGCAGGAGUAAAGGAGCGAGAGCAUAGCCAGCUGACCACGUCCACUGAAACCGAUAGUGAUGGCACUUUGAAGCGUGGACAGCUGGAUAAAUUAAUUGCCUACGAUUCGGUUUAUUUAUCCUCCGAGGACAGCUCCGAGUGCACCUUGAUAGGCGAGAGUUGCGACUCCUUUCUGGAGAGCGUAGAGGGAGAAAGUCGCAGUCUGCUGCACAUUUCCAUAGAGGAUACAAUCUAUGAGCCGCACAAGAAAGAGGAGAGCAGGCAUAAGGAGGAGACACAGAUCUUUACGCAAAUACUGAAAAUAGAAGGUGGCAGCAAACCACGUAUCCUAAGUGUCGUCGAGAAGCGCAAACAGAAGCAGGAACAGGAACUAAAACAACAAUCAGGAAUAGGAGCAGGAGCAGGAGGAACAACUGCAUCCACACCGGAACUAAAGCGUCAGGCGACAGAUAGCUGCAUUAACCACAAAUCGAAUCUUGUGGAGAAUCAAUAUCAUAGCUUGCCGGAUGUCAACAUUGGCGUGAGUCUCAAAGUCUGCGAGAACAUUGACAAGGAACUGAGAACUUCCUACAAUCUGCAGAGACAACAACAACGCAAGGAAACAAAGCAAAGACAGAAACCAGCUGGUGACCAGGUGGUAACCCGAGCAGAGACCUACGACUCCAUACGGCGCUUUGGGCGAGCUCAUCAAAAGGCGCGACAAAAGGAGUACGAGGAACGCGAGCGGCAGGAAAAGGAAACUGGGCAACUGGAGGAAGUCGAAAGGGAGAAGGAAAAGGAAAAACAAAAGGAAGCACUGCUGGAGACAUUGCCAGCGCCCAGUCAAGUGGAGGUAGCGCAAAGGCAAGAGGAGGAGGAAGAGGAGGAAGAGGAAGAAGAGGAACCACUGCCACCACCACCACCGCCUUUGACAGAGGCAGAGGAGGAAGCGGAGGAGCAUAAGAAUAAUCUGUGCGUGUCAAUUUCACAGGCGGAACAAAACAAGGAAGCCACUGUCAUUGAGGUGGCCAACUUUAGCAAGUUAAUUGAGAGACGUGCACAGGAAAUAAGACAGCGAAAGGAGCAGCUGGAGGAGGAGCAACAACAUCAAACGCCACCGCAAUCCUUUCGCAUUAUAGUCACCGACGCACACAACAACAUCAUCCAAGCCGAGGCUAUACAGGAGGAAACAACACACUCGGCUCCGACUGCCACUCCCACUCCCGCUCCCACUCCCACUCCAAUCACAACCUCAAUCACACACUUCAACUACAGUCCUGCAACCACAACCACAACUCCUCCACAUUCCCAACGCUCACUGCGUCGCUCCAGCAGCUCGUCGAGUGGCAAGCCGGCUGAGAGACGUGUCCUCAGCACCGGAGCACCUAUUUACAAGGCGCGACCCAUUAAGGUAUUAGCCAGCGAUUCAUUUGCAGCCAGACAGAAGAUGUCACGUCCACAGAUUCUGCAUGUGGUGGACAGCAAUGUCAGUGGUAGUACUCUAAGAAGACGCAGCAGCUCUAAAAGCAUGGCCAGCACUGUAAGCAAUGCAGCUGGCGAAAUAGCUAGCGAAUAUCUGCAAAAAGUGGAUGCCGUCAAAUGUUAUUGGAACAAGCUGGCAGGCAAUGAACCCAGCAAGAAAGACACUGAAACCCAGCAAGAAACAAGUUCCCGUUUGCACUUUCAAUUGGGUGAUAAAGUCACUGAGAAAACUGCACAGAUUUCCAAUGACUUUAGCAGCAUUAUGCCACCUUCCAUUGAGAUUGUGGAACUUGGCGAUGGUUGCAAGAAGGCGACAAUUGUGAGUGCCGCACAGGAUGAUAAUGAUGAUGAUGACGAUGAUGAGGAUGCGGCACAGUUUGAUCAUAUACGCUACAAGGUGCUCAAGUCACAGCAGCUCAUCAGGAGCAACAUUAUGACAGCCAGGAACAAGAAGGAGGCACAAUUCGAUGGACUUAUACAGUAUCUGCAGGAUUACAGUUUCCAAGAGCUGCUGAGCAACAACAAUGUGGUAAUUGUGGAGCCGGUGAGGACAAAGAUUGAGCGACCACUAACAGUGGGAAUGGGAAUGGGAGUCGGAGGAGUUGCGGCUUCUACAGUGACUGCUCCUAAGACUGUCAAGCAACAGGUCACAAAUACAACUGCCAACAAAAAACCCAGACAACGUCAGAUUGGAGGAGGUGGAGGAGCUGCAGCCAAGCGUCAUUUCUUCUAUCAACCCGUCAGAGUGAAUCGGGAACUGUACGAGGAUGAGUUGCCCGAUCCGGAUACGGUGCGCAAUGUGCGUCGCUUUUUCGAGCAGCAUGUGUUGCCCACUCCUGGACAGGGAAUUCUGGUGCAAUCCCAGCAGAAAUUCGGUGGCUCCGCCUGCCAACUGAGUCCCAAGUCGAGGAGAGCACGUGGUUAUCGUUAUCUGACUAUCGAUACGAGCUAUGGUGGCAACUCGAAUGCAUCCACUGCAACGGAGGAGCAGCCCAAGGGCAUGGAAUUGCUGGAGGAGCACAAGGUGAAGCACUGGGAUAAUGCCAGUCUAUCGAGUGGCAUUUCCAGCGGUGAUUUAUCCUCGCCCUGUGGCGAGUGUCACCAACAAGCCGAAACCAUGUCCAAGGAGACGCCAGUGAUGGCUUGCAAAGGUGUCCAUGUGCUGGACGUGGUCAGAAGACACAAUAGCAAUGCGGCCAAUGCCAAGGCCAGAGCCAAAUUGGCCAGUCGACGCACCUGGUGUGUGGUAGGAGCAGGUGAAGUAGGAGGAGCAGGUGACUCACGCUAUCGUCAGAUCUAUGAGCAGGCCAAACUUGAGAUACAACAGGAGCAGGGUAUUAAUAAUAAUCAUCAUCAUGAUGGGCAUCAACAUGAGGAUAACGAUGACGACGAUGAUGAUGAUGAUGACGAUGAUGUGGAAACGGACAUGUGCGAAUCCUAUUAUGUCAGCAAUGAUGUCUUGGCCAAAAUACGCGAAUGCGGCUCUACAGUAACCUAUUAUGGCGGACGUGUACUGGAACCAGGGAUGCCAUUGCCAGGGCAGUCAAAUCCGCAGCUGAUGAAUGGAAAUGCGAACAAUGCUGCCACACGCACUCGCUCACGUGUGCGUCAAAUUGAGGCAUGCAACGAGUGCUAUGAACACGAACACGAACAACAACACCAUCAACAACAACAACAACAACUGCAACUUUUGGAGGCACAACAGGAUUCCUAUCAAGGCAUUAAAUUCAAAUUGGUCAAGUCGAACAGUUGCAGCAGUCGCUUGGAGUUGGCGGGUGCGGAAGAAGGAGACAACAGCAACAGCAACAUGAACCACAUGACAGAGACGGAAAUGGUGCGUAAGAUGGUCCAUCAUUUUGAGUGCAAUCAGCCGACGGGAGAUGGCAAUCCAAGUGUGACCAUUAACAGUCAGGGCAACGUGGGGAAGACAGCGACACAGGAGAUUCUCGAGGCGACAGCUCGAAGACAAGUGACAGUAAAUAAUCACAUAAAUGUGAUGCCUCAGGAGAGUGAGAUGAUGUUGAUGAUGCCACCAAAUGGACAACAGGAGAAGGCAACAACAGCAACAGCAACAACAACUUAUCACAGUCAGGCCAUGAACAUACGCCUUGAAUUAAGUGCGUUGGGCGCUGCUGGGCGUGGCAGUGAUAAGCCCAACAAUAACAGCAAAGUAUGUCGCAAUCGAAAUGUGGAUUUGGCCUAUACACUGGCCAAGAAUCAGAAAUUGCCCGUACCACACCAAGAUGGCCAGGAGGAGGUACAAAAAGGCGUCAAGACUUGUCAGCCGGAAGUCAUUGGACGUGAGCAAAUCCUAGUGCCCAUUGAGAUUCAUGAGUCCACGGUUCAACUGCCAAAUCAGGAGCGUCGAUUGAGCAAUGCCAGCAGCAGUGCUUCUACAGUUGUGGACAAGACUGUGGUGCGGCAUUAUGUGGCAAAUGAUAAGAGUAUCUACGAGCGACGCAAAUACGAUGAGAUUGAGUUUGAAGAAUUCGAGAUAUACGAUCCAGCUAAAGAGCAACAACAACAGCAACAGCAACAGCAACAAGAGACAGAGGAGAGUGUCAACUCACUGGACAGACGACAGACAAACGAUGAAAAACUCUACGAUAGUCUCGACGAUAGAAUGUAAAUCAAUUCAAAUGCAACCAAGCAACGACUUUUGGUUUUGGGGUAAACAAUAAGUAAAAAAACUAAACUAUAAUAAUACAUAUAAACUAUAUAUUCAUAUUUACCAAUAAGUUGCUUAGCUUUACUGGUAAAGCCAAAACAAAGAAUUAUCCAAAUACUAUAUUAUCUACAUAUAUUAUGAGCUCAAUAUUUUAAUAUAUUUUUUGCUCCAUUGUAUUUUGUACAUUUAAGUUAAACAACUAAAUAAACAGACCAUUUAUUUAAUGAGCUA